Lachnellula hyalina is the source of this 2658-nucleotide messenger RNA. RefSeq lists its product as uncharacterized. NCBI's taxonomy places the organism in Eukaryota, Fungi, Ascomycota, Leotiomycetes, Helotiales, Lachnaceae. Gene Ontology annotation, biological process: carbohydrate metabolic process. The annotation marks the transcript as partial. The transcript has 2 exons. The record is from RefSeq and is a predicted model, not a curated record.
CGAGAACAAAACACCAACAUGACCAUCUCAAUUGCAUCCGUAUCCCUCGAGCACCACCGCGAGACCCUCGGAAUCGGCGACCCCGCCCCUCGCAUAUCUUGGCGUUUCGCAGGCGACACCAAGGAUUGGGUACAGAGUGCCUACGAGAUCGAAGUCUCACGUCCAAACGCACAGGUCUACAAUAUCAUAAAGAAGAGUGAGGAUUCUGUACUUGUGCCAUGGCCAUCUGUGCCGCUCAAAUCACGAGAGAAGGCCAGUGUGCGAGUGCGUGCUUUUGGCGGGGUAGCGUCCCAAGCUACGGAAUGGUCGAGCGCUGUGCAAGUCGAGACUGGGCUGUUGGAAAAAGAGGAUUGGAGUGCGACAUUGGUGGGGGCUGAGAGAACAAUCGCGACAAGAGAGUCGUUGAGGCCGGCGCUCUUUAGGAAGGACUUUGUGAUUGGGAAGCCGGUCAAGAGCGCUAGGCUUUAUGUUACGAGUUAUGGGAUAUAUGAGGCGUUUAUCAACGGGAAGAGAGUGGGUGACCACGUCUUUGCGCCAGGGUGGACGUGCUACAGACAUCGCCUCUACUACCAGACGUUUGAUGUUAAAGACUUGCUGAAGAAGGGGGAUAAUGCUGUUGGUGUUGAAGUUGCUGAGGGAUGGUAUUGCGGACGCAUAGGUUUCUCGCGGAGGACAAGGAAUAUAUAUGGGGACCAAUUGGCCGUGUUGGCUCAGCUUGAAGUUACAUAUGAGGAUGGAGAGAGCGUCACCGUAGGCUCAGAUGGAAGUUGGAAGACCUCUGUUGGACCGCGACUUUCCUCGCAAUAUUACGAUGGAGAGGAAUACGAUGCUUCGCAGGAGAUUCCAGGGUGGAAUUCAAGCUCAUUCAGCGAUAAUAAGUGGAAAGCUGUUGAGGAGCUGGACCUCCCUUCAGCAAACUUGCUAUCUCCCGAAGGACCUCCUAUCAGGAUCAUCGAGACUCUCAAGCCACAAAAGAUCUGGAGAAGCCCUUCAAAUAAAGUCAUCGUAGAUUUUGGACAGAACUCUGUUGGGGGAGUACGAUUGAGAGUUGCUGGCACCAAAGGCCACAAAAUCACCUUGACGCACACCGAAGUACUAGAGAAUGAUGAAGUUGCAACACGGCCUCUACGAUCCGCUAAAGCAACUGACACUAUAAUUCUCUCCGAUACACCCCUCGAAUGGGAACCUAAAUAUACGUUUCACGGAUACCGUUAUGUCCAAGUGGAGAACUGGCCGCUAAAUCAUGGCUUGCCUAAACUGGGUGAUCUCGAAGCGGUCGUUAUACACUCAGACAUGGAACCAACUGGCUGGUUUGAAAGCUCGGAGCCCAUGGUCAACCAAUUACACAGCAACAUUCGAUGGGGUAUGAGAAGCAACUUUGUAGGCAUUCCCACAGAUUGUCCCCAACGUGACGAACGUCUUGGAUGGACCGGAGACAUUCAAGUAUUCACUCCCACGGCCAACUUUCUCUACGAUACUGCUGGUUUCCUUUCUAGUUGGCUCAAAGACGUAGCUGUCGAGCAAUUUGACCAUAACAACAUCGUGCCUCAAGUUAUACCGAAUGUCCUUGACGAUUGGGAUGCUCAGGCAGUAUGGGGCGAUGUUUCAGUCAUUACACCCUUAGAACUCUAUAAGAGCUUUGGAGACAAGCAUUUCCUCAUCGAUCAAUUUCCCAGCAUGAAAGCAUGGGUAGAUGCGAUUCCACGAGGCGAGAAUAUGCUCUGGGAUCCAAAUGCCGGUCAAUUAGGCGACUGGCUCGACCCUGAUGCCCCACCAGAUAACCCAGGUGGUGGGAAGACUGAUCCGCAUCUUGUAGCCAAUGCAUACUUGGUAUAUGUCACAGAGUUGCUAUCCUAUAUAUCCAGCCUCCUCGAAAAGCCCACGGAAGUACAACACUACACCCAACAAGCCGCCGCCGUGCGAGCCGAAUUUCAAAAACACUACAUAACGCCGUCGGGUCGCCUGGCCCCGGACACACAAACAUCCCUUUCCCUCGCCCUCUCCUUCUCGCUCUUCUCCUCCCCCUCCCACAAAGCAGAAGCAGCAUCCCGCCUCGCCAAGCUCGCGCGCUCAAACCGUUUCCGUAUCGCGACCGGCUUCGCAGGAACACCUCUCAUCCUGCCAUCCCUGACGAAUGAAGGGUAUACUCAGGUAGCGUACCGUAUGCUUCUGGAGAAGAAAUGCCCAAGUUGGUUGUAUACGGUCAGUAUGGGCGGCACAACCAUGUGGGAGCGCUGGGAUAGUAUGUUACCCGAUGGCCGGAUCAACCCGGGGUCAAUGACAUCCUUUAACCACUACGCGCUCGGCGCUGUUGGGGCGUGGCUUCAUGCUUAUGUGGGCGGUAUCUCGUCUGCGAACGCAUGGAAAGAUAUUGUUUUUGCGCCUGUGCCGGGUGGCACGCUGACGAGUGCUAAGGUUGGGCACUUGAGUCCGUAUGGGGCGGUAAGCUGUGAGUGGAAGAUUGAGGAAGGCCGGUUUUCGAUGAAGGUGCAGGUGCCGCCGAAUUCGAGGGGGUUGGUGAGAUUCCCUGGGAAAGAGAGGGAGGAGACUAAGAUCGGCAGUGGGAAGUGGGAGUUUGAGGGUCCGUGGGAGGCCGAGGAGUGGCCGCCGAAGAAGAUUAUAAGUCCGUAUGCUAUGUAUAGUGACGAUGAUGAAUGA